Paramisgurnus dabryanus is the source of this 2991-nucleotide messenger RNA. It is a transcript of the gene cxcl12a, whose product is annotated as chemokine (C-X-C motif) ligand 12a (stromal cell-derived factor 1). Gene Ontology annotation, biological process: immune response; chemotaxis; defense response. Gene Ontology annotation, cellular component: extracellular region. Lineage: Eukaryota; Metazoa; Chordata; Actinopteri; Cypriniformes; Cobitidae. The record is from RefSeq and is a predicted model, not a curated record. Gene Ontology annotation, molecular function: chemokine activity.
AGUAGGGGGUGUAUGAAGGCGCAGUUGUCCUGCUGGAUGUCACAGUUGCUCCUGGAUUCUACACAGUGCGGAUCUCUUCUUCACACUGCUAAGAUGGAUAUGAAAGUGAUCGUAGUAUUGGCUUUGAUGGCCGUCGUCAUUAAUGCCCCCGUUUCAAAUGCCAAGCCCAUCAGCCUGGUUGAGAGGUGCUGGUGCCGCUCCACAGUCAACACAGUCCCUCAGAGAAGCAUUCGCGAGCUCAAGUUCCUCCACACACCCAAUUGCCCCUUCCAAGUCAUUGCCAAACUGAAGAACAACAAGGAAGUGUGCAUCAACCCAGAGACCAAAUGGCUGCAGCAGUACCUUAAAAACGCCCUGAACAAAAUGAAAAAAUCCCAACAACAGAUCUAAGAAGUCUGCCAGAUGACACAGGAAUCUGACAGCCCACCGUCACAGAUAUGUACCAUAUAGUCUUCUGGCAUGCUUGCUGACUCAGCACUUAACCUGCCAAAUACGCUUCCCCACUAAAGACUCAGCGAAAGACCACCACUGCCACCCAUGUAGUCUCAUCUGUUAGCGCCAAGUGCAAUUAUAUAUAUGUAUGACUGUGUUUUUAUACCUAUGAUAUGUAUAUACAAUGUUUUUUAUAUCGUCUUGAAAACAGUAAAGAGAUAUUUUUGGAGUUGUGUUUGCUCCUUGUUUGUGUCGUUAUGGUGGGUCUUGUGGAGCAAACACUUAAAAUGCUCACUACAUCGUCACCUUAUAGAAAAUGAAAGACUGAGCCAGAGGUGUUUGACGGAUAGGAAGGGCAUUGAUCUUUACUAGUUACAUACUAUUAGAUAUCUGUAACAGCAUAUAUUGCAUGUAAAACUUGUAUGUCAUGUAUAGAAAAAUUAAGACAUGUUUUUGUUCUUAAGAAAGGGAGGGUUAUUUUUUUUUCAAACAAACAAACAAAGUAUUUAGACUCUGCAUGAACCCUGACAGUUUUGAAUUUGGGCAAUGUAAUUGGCUUUACUGGAAGCAUUUUUGCAAUGCACUCGGCACCAAAACAUCUCAGCUUUCAAAUGUUAAUUGACCGAUCAGCAUGUGUAAGAAACUCGGCGUCAUAACACAUGAAACAACAUUAGACUUAGGAAAAUUAUGUAAUAACUAAAAAAGAGAGCGGUGCUUCAAAAUGCCCAUGCGAUAAGUUUACAGCCGAGUUCAAGAAAUUCGAAAGGGCUAAUCUAUCGAUUUCAUAAUGAAAACUAAUUUGAAAGCAUUGUAGGCAAGAUAAAAUUUAGAAGAAUUACACUUUUAAAAAUAAUGGUGUUUCACAAUGCCAUAGAAGAACCUUUUUUGUGUAAAUGGUUCUUUAAAGCACUUUCAACAUCUGAAGCACCUUUCUUCAGAAACAGUUCUUUAAGGUGAAAAAGGGUUCUACAGAUUAUAAAAAUGUAUUAAGAAAUGGUUCUUUGAGGAACCAAAAAAAAGGGUUCUUCUAUAUGGCAUUUAUGUGAAGAACUUUUUAAGCACCUUUAUUUUUAAGAGUAUAGCAGUAGUGAAACAUCUAAUGCAGAAAUUAAGAGAGAACUGACAGUAUAUAACAAUGCACUUUAUAACCUCUUGUGUUCAUUUAAAAAGCUGAUUUUGAAUUACGUCCGCUAUAGUGAAUAGUUUAAGUGCUUAAUGUUUUGUUUUUUUGUGCUUAGAACUACAGUAGUUAUGACUGUAUUGCCAAGUUUAUUAAACUUUUUUUAUCUUCAGCAUCAGAUAUUUUAUUUUGAGUGGCUUUAUGUUCAAAUAUCUUUUAAGAUUUUUGUAAUUUAAUUAGUUGCCAAAUUUUUGUAUCAGUCAGUUCUACAAAAAAACAAAACAAUUACUGAACAUGCCAGUUUGGUUUAUACAUAACUGCAGGGAAAAAGUAAACAUUGUUGACCACAAAACCAGUCAUAAGCCAUACAUUUUAUACAUCCUCUGAAAGCUUAAUUAAAAAGUUUUACAUUAAUGUACGGGUGCUAGGAUAGGGCAUUAUUUGGUCGAUUUAUUUAAAAUUCUUAAAUCUGACGGUGCAAAAAAAAUCAUGUUUACAGUUGUCCAAAUUAAGCAAUACGUAUUACUAAUGAUUAAUACAUUUUUUAUAUAUCUAUGGUAGAAAAUUUACAAGAUAUCUUCAUGCAACAUAAUCUUUACUUUAAAUAUCUCAAUAAAUUUUGGCAUUAAAGAAUAACUGAUAAUGUUGACCCAUACAAUGUAUUGUAUAUAUACCUUUGCUUGGCACAUUAUGCAUUUCAAAUCCACUCCAUUGAAAAACACAUCAACACGUUGGCAUCCUAAAUGCAGCUUUGAUUUAUUUUGGACAACUGUUCUGUCUAGGAAUGCACUCAACAUUCUGGACCACAAGAGCAAACAUAUGACCAAGCAUGCCAAUUCAAUGCAUCUCUCCAAGGACAAUUAGCAUAUGGAAUUUGUCUGUUACACUACUGCCAAUUUCAUCCCAUCGACCAAUUUAAGAUUGAGCCAUUAAAAGCGCCAGGCCUCAUUUACAAACAUGGCCCUUGGGCACACAUCUAUAAGGAAACAUAAUGCCAGCUCUGUGCUACCACUGAAUGUGAAGUUGGGUUCAUAAUCAGAUGGAAAAUCUGAUGAAUAAAAAAAUCUCAAAAAUGUGAGCAGACAUCAGGUCGUGGUUGGGGUUAUUACCUUAUCAUGCACUUCUUUGAAAGGAGCAAUUACAGAAUGUGGUUAAAAGCCUAAUUACUGUACAUUCAUGUCUUCACUGUGAAAUGGAUAAUGGACAUUUUAUUUGACAAGUAACUUACAAGUAAUCAUUCUGAGGAUAGAAAUAACAUACAGUUUACAACACAAAUGGGAACACAAAUGGCAUUUAUAUCAUAUUUUGACUUUUUCUAUAAAGCACUAUGACACUGUAAUACUAAGCAAAUAUUGUCCUAUACUCAUGUUUCCUUCUGAAUGUGAAGAGUAUGUGUAUUGUAUACGGCAGCUAAAUACAUAAACCACAUACAAAAUGUU